AUGGAAAACGCAGCAGCAACUGUCCAAGACAGUGUAAACGAUUCACAUGAUGCGAAUAAUGAUGAAGUGUGUGACGAUGAUGUAACUGAUGAUGAUGAUUCCAACGGCAGCGAUGUAACAGAUGAUGAAAUAACACCAAGCUCACAUGACGGUUUCAACGAUGACAGUGAUAGUUAUGACGACGAUUCUGAUUUAAAUGACGAUGAGCAACAACUGCUAGAUCGAGAACAGCAAUACGAUAUGCAUCAUAUGGAUUUAGAGCAGUCUGCAGUUUUGCCAAAUUCUAAACUAUUCAUUUUUACAUUGUUAAAACGUAUAAGACGUUUAGUUGCUAUGAUACAUCACUCCAGUAUCAUAAAUGCCUAUGUUAGUGAACAAAUACGUUUAAAACAACAAGAAGCCGAUCAGAGUAUUCAAAAUCUUAAUCUUAAAAAAGUUAGGUUUAACAAUCCAGUAAUUGAUUUUGCAAUUCGUUGGUCGUCUACAUUUAAAAUGGUGACUAGAUUUAUUAAAUUGCGUUCAAUAAUAAAUGAUAUAGUACAUACACCAGAAAAUAUUGAUGGUAUAAAACAAAAACAACGUUCAAAAUUGUGCCAAUUAGCAUUUAGUCAUUCUGAUUGGAAUUGGUUGAUUAGUUUAGAAUAUGUUCUUCAUCCAUUUGAGCAAUCUACUUGUUUACUUUCCGGUCGUUCUUAUCAAACACUUGCGAUAGGGAAAAUAGUGAUGAAUGGCUUAAAACAUUUUUUAUCAACAUAUAAGUCGGAUGAACCAAUGGUGAAAUUUUUAAAGAAGCAACUCUUACAAAAAUAUGAACAACAUUCCGAGCAAACUAUAUCUUAUGAAGCUGAAGAAGCGAUAACAAUUGCUUCAUUUUUGAAUCCGACAACUUAUUUUUAUUUACGUGAAGAUGAAAAUUUUAUAGAAACGGCUAAAAAGCUAAUUGUUAUUAAACACAAAGACCAAAUAAUGACAUCCAGUCACGUAACUAAUUCAUGUUCGACUAGACUUCUAUCAAAAAAUGAUAAUAACAAACCAUUAAGAGCAAUCGAAUCGUUCUUGGUUAAUUGUGAAGCUUCCUUUUCUUCAAAUUCAUCAUCCACUUCAGCAAACAAUACAUUUACAAUUCAGCAAGAAAUUGGAUACUACACAUCAUCAAUCGAUAAAGAAACAGAUUUUGAGUCGUUCUGGAAAAUAAAUCAACAGAAUCUACCUGGACUUACUAAUUUAGCUCGAUACUAUUGUAUGAUGCCUGCCACUUCUGUAGCGAGUGAGAGUGCUUUUUCUGUGGCUGGUUAUAUUCAGAGAAAAACUCGUUCAUCAUUAUCACCAACUACCUUGCGCUAUUUGAUGUUACUACGUGAUUAUGAAAUAUCUGAUUUUACUUCAAACUGA
Molecule: messenger RNA, 1392 nt
Organism: Rotaria socialis
Lineage: Eukaryota; Metazoa; Rotifera; Eurotatoria; Philodinida; Philodinidae
Source: the annotation of a GenBank genome assembly